Fukomys damarensis (Damara mole-rat) is the source of this 4380-nucleotide messenger RNA. It is a transcript of the gene Atg9b, whose product is annotated as autophagy related 9B. Gene Ontology annotation, biological process: autophagy of mitochondrion; protein localization to phagophore assembly site. Gene Ontology annotation, cellular component: phagophore assembly site; autophagosome. The record is from RefSeq and is a predicted model, not a curated record. Lineage: Eukaryota; Metazoa; Chordata; Mammalia; Rodentia; Bathyergidae. Bases 1 to 2709 code for a protein of 902 amino acids. The transcript has 17 exons.
AUGGUCUUCAGCAGGGCACCUGUGAUUCAGGGCCUCAAGAAUGGCGUUGGGCAAGCCACUCGACCAGCUGUCUGGGUCUCCUCCUCCUUGUUGAGACUGGAUGAUUUUCAGGGGCUGGAAGAAACUGGAUCAGGACUUGAAAUAGAAGGCAUCAAAUUUCGGGAAGACCCGGGCUCCAUGCCCCUGGUCCCCAUGCUGCCGCCACUGCCUGCUCCUCCAGGUCGGGGACCUGGGGGAGGGAGGAUCUCUGUCUUCUCUCUUCCCUCUGCUCCCCAUACAAGAAGCUCCCCCACUUCACUGUUCCCUCCUACCUCUGGCUCCCUGUGCCUGGGUCUACAGGGGACAGGGGCUUCUCAGACCUACCACACUGCCCUGCCCAUCCCAGCCACCCCCCCAAAACGGGCACAGUCUACAUCAAUGCCCAGCUGUGCUUCCCCCUCCUGGGGACCCCAGUCCAUCCCCUCCCUGGCCUCGUCCACCCCCUCUCCCUCACACCGCUGCGCCCAGGACCCUGGUGGGCUUCGGAUGGGCCGUCUGGUCUCAGAGCAGGAUUACGAGAGGCUGGAAGACUGUGACCCCGAGGGGUCCCGAGACUCACCCCUCCAUGGGGAGGAGCAGCAGCCCUUACUUCACGUGCCUGAAGGGCUUCGGGGCUCCUGGCAUCACAUCCAGAACCUGGACACAUUCUUCACCAAUGUCUACAGCUACCACCAACGGAAUGGCUUCACCUGUAUCCUUCUGGAGGACGUCUUCCAGCUGGGACAAUUCCUUUUCAUCGUCACCUUCACAACCUUCCUCCUUCGCUGCGUGGACUACGACAUUCUCUUCGCCAAUCAACCAAACAACCAUACAAAACCCUGGCCGGUCCAACGCAAAGUGGCCUUGUCAGAUGCCAUCCUACCCUCUGCCCAGUGUGCAGAGAGGAUCCAUGCCAGCCCCCUGCUGGUCUUCCUCCUCAUCCUGGCUGCCUGCUACUGGCUGUUCCAGCUGCUUCGCUCCCUCCGCAACCUCUUCAGCUACUGGGACAUCCAGGUGUUUUACAGGGAGGCCCUGCACAUCACUCCGGAGGAGCUCAGCUCCGUUCCCUGGGCAGAGGUCCAGUCGCGCCUCCUGGAGCUUCAGCGGAGUGGGGGUCUGUGUGUGCAGCCCCGGCCGCUGACCGAAUUGGACGUACACCAUCGCAUCCUGCGCUACACCAACUACCAGGUGGCACUGGCCAACAAGGGCCUGCUGCCGGCCCACUGUCCGCUGCCAUGGGGAGGCAGCGUCGCCUUCCUCAGCCGUGGCCUGGCACUCAAUGUCGACCUGCUGCUCUUUCGUGGGCCCUUCUCACUCUUCCGCGGGGGCUGGGAGCUGCCUGAAGCCUAUAAGCGCAGCGACCAACGAGGCGCCCUGGCGGCACGCUGGGGGCGCACGGUGCUGCUGCUAGCCGCCGUGAACAUGGCCCUGAGCCCGGUGGUGCUGGCCUGGCAGCUGCGCGCCGCAGAGCCCCCUGCGCCCCUGCGAGCGCUACUGGCCCGCCAGCUCCUCUUCUUCGCCGGCGCGCUCUUUGCCGCCCUGCUGCUUCUCACUGUCUACGACGAGGAUGUGCUCACCGUAGAGCACGUGUUCACUACCAUGACUGCACUCGGGCUCGUGGCCACCGUGGCCAGGUGUUUCCUCCCAGAGGAGCAAGGUCAGGGGCGACCCCCGCAGCUCCUGCUGCAGGCGGCCCUGGCCCACAUGCACUACUUCCCCGAGGAGCCCGGUUGCGGUGGUAGAGACAGCAACUAUAGGCAGAUGUCGCAACUGCUGCAGUACCGAGCGGCCUCCCUCUUGGAAGAGCUCCUGUCCCCAGUCCUCACCCCGCUGUUUCUGCUCUUGUGGUUCCGUCCUCGAGCCCUGGAGUUUAUUGACUUUUUUCAUCACUUCACUGUGGAUGUGGCCGGGGUUGGAGAUAUCUGCUCCUUCGCCCUCAUGGAUGUGAAACGCCACGGCCACCCUCAGUGGCUUUCAGAGGGACAGACAGAGGCCUCUGUGGCCCAGCGGGCUGAGAACGGAAAGACUGAGCUCUCCCUGAUGCGGUUCUCACUGGCACACCCACAAUGGCGCCCCCCAGGGGACAGUUCUAAGUUUCUUGGCCACCUUCGAGGCAGGGUACAACAAGAUGCAGCUGCCUGGGGCACCACCUCUGCUCGAAGUCCCCCAACCCCAGGAGUGCUUAGUGAUUGCACCUCGCCUCUGCACCCAGAUGCCUUCCUGGCCAACCUCUUAGUGAACCCCAUCCUGCCCCCGAGGGACAUGAGCCCCACAGCCACUCGCCCAGCUGCUGCCACAGCCAGUGUUCUUGCCUCUAUUUCCCGAAUUACCCAGGACCCCAGCUGUGUGUCCCCAGGAGGCACUGGGGGCCAGAAGCUAGUCCAGCUCCCAGAGCUGGCCUCUGCUGAGAUGAGUCUCCAUGCCAUCUACCUGCACCAGCUCCAUCAACAGCAGCAGCAGGAGCUGUGGGGAGAAGCCUCAGCCUCCUCGCCCUCCAGGGCCUGGUCCAGCCCCUCACAGCCAGCCUCACCCGAUGAGGAGAAGCCAUCCUGGUCAAGUGAUGGCUCCAGCCCUGCCUCUAGCCCCAGACAGCAGUGGGGAAAACCGAGGGCCCAGAAUCUGUUUCCUGAAGGGUUUCAGGAGACCGUAGGUACCCAGAGGGAGCCUGGACAGGGCCCUGGCACCGAUUGAGACAACACCUCAGGUUUUCCACAGAGAGGACUGUAGCUUGGAACAUCUUACGCCUGUGCACAUGGAUCAAGCCUAGGGUGGGCAGGGGCCAAAAAAAAGAGCCUGAGCCAGGGAGCAUGGCCUGGUCCCUGAGUAAGUGAGCCCUGCCCCCACCUCCAGCCAGCUGGAUGGGUGAGGUCCAGACCGCACCUGGCAGCAACUGCAAGCCCUGGGCCUGGGGACUCAGCCGGUACCGCUGACGUUUCCAGCUGCGUUUGGGACUGAAUAUAUCUCUGGCAGCAGCCUUGGCAUCCUCUCCCACACAGAAAGUCUCACAGGCGGCCUGAGGGAGAAGUUGGUGACUGCUGAGGACCUCCUGCCACCAGGGAGCAUGGAGAGGUGGAGCUGGACCUGUGGGAUCCUCACAGCCUCUUUUCUUCCUCCAGUGGCCACAAGAGCCAGGGAGGCUGAGGUUGUUCCUGUGGGUGCACAGCUCUGAUGGCAGGAAGGAGGAUGAGGGCAGUGCAUGCCUCAGUUUCCCCACAUUGACAUCUCUGGGUUCCCGUGAAGGUGAAAUGAGGUACUUUAUGCAAAGCCUUCAGCAUGGCUGGUGUGUGUGGAGAGCAAGGCUUACUGCCAGCAGGAGGGUGUGUACACCAAACCAGGCUUGAGAUUGGGCUGGUCUGUGAUUGGCUGAGCCCCAUAUCACUGGGUCUUGCUGCUGUUUCUUUUGUGGUGUGCAGUGUUAUAUCUCUUCCUUCCUUCCUCCGCCCCUCUCCCUUCCUUCCUAUCCCCACAGCUACUGACCCUGAGCCCUAUCAUCUUGCUUCUACGAUGCACUAACUGAUCCCGAGCCCCCAAUAUCAUGUUUCUGAAGAUUCUGUGGUCUCGCCCUGCUCUGAAACUUUCAGUGGCUCCUUUUAUGCAUAUUCAAAAGUCUUCUUUUCCAGUCCCUUCUUGCCAGUCUGGGCUGCUUCUCCAGUUUGGCUACCUCCCCAGCAAGCCCACCCUCUGCCUCCUCCUAGGAGCCGUCCUCUCAGCCAUGGUCCCAGACCUGCUGAGCUCAAGCCUAAUGGAGGGAUGGGUGGUCCUCCUGCACUGGAGGGGGAGGAGCAUGUGCUCCUCCCUGACCCAGUUCCAGGUGGAAUUGCCAGAUAGGAAGUGCUGUCUGGGGUGGGGUGGGGGAGCUCAGGUUUACAGUCAGUUAGUGGGGCCCUCCAUGGGCCAGGAACACCCCUGCAGGCCAGGCCCUGACCUGGCCUCUGAUAGCCUGAAGUCUUUUCUGGCUUCAAUUUCAGCCUUCACCUUCUCCCUUUCUCUUUCCUACCAUACUGUCUGCCCUCCUUUUGUGGGCCCACUCAUGGGGCUCAGCCUGUGCCCUGCCAGGCCCUCCCUGCUUACUCUGAGCCACACUUUCACCUGGGCACUGUACCUCCUGUUAAUAGAGCACGUUGUCCACGACUUGGAACUGAGCCCAGAGGGCUGGCUGUGCCAUGAUGAUACAAGGUGGAUUAUGGAAGGAACAGAAAGGAGCUAGAGAACCACACAGGACCAGGGGAGCAGUGAGCUUCCAGCCUCAUCACUGCAGGCCUGGUGGUAAAGACAUGGAGGCUGGGUCUAAGCUUGGUGAGAGGUGGCAUGCUGAGUGCAGGGCUGGACAGGGUCGGGGCUAGGGACAUCAGAGGCUCACCU